AUGUCCAACUCCGAAAUCUCUCCCAGCACCAAUGGCGACCAUUCUCCUGCGGAAAACGUCAGUGUAGUACGGAAAGCAUUUUCAAAAGUUGACUUGGCUGGUCACCAUCUUCCUCCGUCCCCAGCACCGUCCAGCCCGCGGACCGGACGGCGGUAUGCACUUGCGACAGAGCUGGUUUAUACAGAGGGGAAUGAUCAGUAUAAAGCCAGCAGUGUACCGAUAUAUCAGAGCGCGACCUUCAAACAAUCAUCCGGCGGUGGUGGCGGUGAGUAUGACUAUACACGAUCUGGAAAUCCUACCAGAACGCACCUCGAACGACACUUGGCGAAGAUCAUGUCUGCACAACGAGCGCUGGUAGUCUCGUCGGGGAUGGCUGCACUGGACGUUAUCACUCGCUUGUUGAAACCUGGCGAUGAAGUCGUCACGGGUGACGACCUGUAUGGAGGCACACAUCGCCUAUUGAAAUAUUUAUCGACCAAUGGAGGAAUAAUAGUACACCAUGUCGAUACGACAACACCCGAAAGGGUGGCAGAUGUCCUUGGACCGAAAACAGCCAUGGUUCUGUUGGAAACCCCAACGAACCCUUUAAUAAAGAUUGUUGAUAUUGCUCGGAUUGCUGCCAUGGCGCACGAGGUUAGCCCGAACGCCUUGGUUGCAGUCGACAAUACCAUGCUUUCUCCUUUACUGCUGAACCCAUUGGACCUGGGAGCUGAUAUCGUCUAUGAAAGCGGCACAAAGUAUCUCUCAGGUCACCACGAUUUGAUGGCGGGAGUAAUCGCCGUCAAUAAUUUAUCCCUCGGAGAAAGGCUAUACUUCCCUAUCAACGCAUCCGGAUGUGGCUUGUCACCGUUUGAUUCCUGGCUGCUUCUUCGCGGAGUUAAAACCCUCAAAGUCCGCAUGGAGCAACAGCAAUCCAACGCUCAACGGAUCGCCGAAUUCUUAGAAGAACACGGCUUCCGUGUUCGAUACCCCGGCCUAAAAUCACACCCACAGUAUGAUCUACACCGAUCUAUGGCCCGCGGUGCCGGUGCAGUUCUCUCAUUUGAAACCGGCGACGUGGCCGUGAGUGAACGUAUCGUCGAGAGUGCGAAAUUAUGGGCGAUCAGUGUCAGCUUUGGAUGUGUGAAUAGCUUGAUCAGCAUGCCGUGUCGCAUGAGUCAUGCUAGCAUUGACGCGAAGACGAGACAAGAGAGAGCGAUGCCAGAGGAUUUGAUUCGGCUAUGUGUUGGCAUCGAAGAUGUGGAUGAUCUGAUCGAUGAUCUUCGAAGAGCGCUCGUUCAGGCAGGCGCUGUAGAUGUGACGCUUGAUGGAUUUCAAGCUACAGGCGCAUAUCCUGAAGGACAAAAUUCAACAGAGGCAACAUCGUGA
Uncinocarpus reesii 1704 is the source of this 1368-nucleotide messenger RNA. RefSeq names its product cystathionine beta-lyase. The record is from RefSeq and is a predicted model, not a curated record. NCBI's taxonomy places the organism in Eukaryota, Fungi, Ascomycota, Eurotiomycetes, Onygenales, Onygenaceae. The coding region runs from base 1 to 1368 and encodes 455 amino acids. Gene Ontology annotation, molecular function: pyridoxal phosphate binding. Gene Ontology annotation, cellular component: cytoplasm. The transcript is spliced from 3 exons. Gene Ontology annotation, biological process: transsulfuration; 'de novo' L-methionine biosynthetic process.